AUGACCGAGCUUGUGGGUUCUCACACUGCAUAUAUUCAAAAGUUGGAAAUGCAAACGAGGGAUCUCUCAAGAGAACAAAACCCGAAACAAAAAGACACACUCCCAAGUGAUACAAUUGCAAACCCAAAAGGUAAUGGAAAUGGUCCAACCUCUCAUUGUAUGGCAAUCACCACUCAAAGUGGGAAACUACUUGAAGUAGAGAAUGAACAAGUGGUCGAAGUGGAAGAUUCUGAACAGGAAGUUGGGGCACAAGUUGAGGUGCCAAAUGUUGUUGAAGUUGAAAGACUCUCGAAGAAGAUGAGAACCCAAGAAGUGAACCAGGAAGAGGUUAAUGAAAAGGUAAUAGAGGCACCAAAAACUAUAGCACCAAUUCCUAGACCUCCUCCUCCUUUCCCUCGAAGGCUAACUAGAAAGGUUGAUGAUAGCAAACUCGAGAAGUUCUAUGAUAUCCUAAAGAAAUUAUCGGUGAACAUUCCAUUUGUGGAAGAAUUUCAAGAGAUGCCAGGUUUCGCUAAGUACUUGAAGGACUUGAUCACUAAAAGGAAAACCAUCAAAAAUGAAGUGGUGAAUGUGACUCACCGGGUUACUUCCAUCAUUGCAACAAUGGUCGUCCAAGAGAAAGAGGACCCAGGAGCCUUCACCAUUCCAUGCACGAUUGGAUUGCGUGACUUUGCACGAGUCCUUUGUUACAAUGGGGCUAGCAUCAACUUAAUGCCCCUUGCUAUAUACAAGCAAGUGGGAUUAGGUAUUCCUAAGCCUACAAUUGAUGAUGUGCUUGUAAAAGUGGGGAAAUGUCUCCUCCCUGUCGACUUUGCUAUUCUCGAUUGUGUCGUUGAUAAUGAAAUCAAGUUCCGAGUUAAUGACGAAGAAGUUACCUUUCAAUUAAGUAAGGGUAUGAAAUUGCCACAUGCAUACAAGAGUAUCUCAGUCAUUGAUGUUGUUGGUGAGUUAGAAGAUGCAGUCGAGGUAAAGAUGGAAGAGGGAUGCCUUGGUGAGGUUGGUCGCUAUUUUGGUGAAUUUUGA
Nicotiana tabacum (common tobacco) is the source of this 1023-nucleotide messenger RNA. The record is from RefSeq and is a predicted model, not a curated record. NCBI's taxonomy places the organism in Eukaryota, Viridiplantae, Streptophyta, Magnoliopsida, Solanales, Solanaceae.